Penicillium antarcticum is the source of this 1302-nucleotide messenger RNA. RefSeq names its product phosphatase PAP2 family protein. Lineage: Eukaryota; Fungi; Ascomycota; Eurotiomycetes; Eurotiales; Aspergillaceae. The record is from RefSeq and is a predicted model, not a curated record. The coding region runs from base 1 to 1302 and encodes 433 amino acids. Gene Ontology annotation, cellular component: inositol phosphoceramide synthase complex. Gene Ontology annotation, molecular function: inositol phosphoceramide synthase activity. Gene Ontology annotation, biological process: inositol phosphoceramide metabolic process; sphingolipid biosynthetic process. The transcript is spliced from 2 exons.
AUGAGCGCCUCCUUUCCUUCAUGGAAAGAUCGCACCCAGAAUCAGUUCGGAAAGCUUCAGAUCCAAGUACCAUGGCGGUCAUUCCAGCUCUUGGUGCCGCAUCGCAUGCGCCGCAAGCUCCGUUCCAAGCUACGGAGUCGUCUCUCGCCUACUUCGUCCAUAUCAACACUGCAGACCUCCUUCUCCCCUGUCGACACCCUGAGAUCAUUACAGGCGCAUCGGUGGACGAUGUAUGAUUUCCAGUACCUGCUGCUUUUAAUUGUGGGCAUCUUCUCUUUGACAAUAAUACAAUCUCCUGGCCCGCUCGGAAAGACGGCCAUCGCUACCUGCCUGCUGUGCUCUUUGCUCAUGCCCAUCACCCGGCAAUUCUUCUUGCCCUUUCUUCCCAUCGCUGGGUGGUUGAUUUUCUUCUAUGGUUGCCAGUUCGUCCCAAGCGAUUGGCGUCCUGCCAUCUGGGUUCGGGUUCUUCCCGCCAUGGAGAACAUUCUGUAUGGCGCCAACAUCAGCAACAUUUUAUCUGCUCACCAGAACGUGGUGCUGGAUGUUCUGGCAUGGAUUCCCUAUGGACUCUGCCAUUAUGGAGCUCCCUUUGUCGUCUCCUUGCUCCUCUUCUUCUUCGGUCCUCCCGGAACUACCCCUCUGUACGCCCGGACUCUUGGCUACAUCAGCAUGCUAGCUGUGACCAUCCAGCUGGUUUUCCCCUGUUCACCACCGUGGUAUGAGAACCUCUACGGCCUUGCGCCCGCCGACUACUCCAUGCAGGGCAACCCCGCUGGACUUGCUCGCAUUGACAAGCUUCUCGGCAUUGAUCUGUACACUUCAGGCUUCAAGCAGUCUCCUGUUGUGUUUGGUGCAUUCCCUUCGCUUCACGCCGCGGACUCGACUUUGGCUGCUCUGUUCAUGAGCCACGUUUUCCCCCGCUUGAAGCCCCUCUGGGUUACUUACACCUUGUGGAUGUGGUGGGCUACCAUGUACCUAUCUCACCACUAUGCAGUCGAUCUCGUCUGCGGAGGUCUGCUGGCCACGGUCGCCUUCUACUUCACCAAGACCCGGUUCAUGCCCCGGGUCCAAUCCGACAAGAUGUUCCGCUGGGACUACGACUAUGUCGAGAUCGGCGACAACUCCCGUGAAUUCGGUUACGACCUCGCCAGCCUGGACGGCGACUUUAACUUGGACAGCGAUGAGUGGACUGUUGGAUCUUCUUCCUCAGUCUCUUCCGGCUCUUUGAGCCCCGUCGACGACCACUACACAUGGGAAAGCGAGACCCUGACCUCGAAUCACGACAUCGAGGCAGCACGAUAA